UUCUCAUUCAUUUAGUAGCCUACUAGUCUUGCAACGCAGAGGAAUCGUGCCUACAAGUGUACGCCUCUGAGCGCUCCACGCAGUAGAAAAACAAUAGUACUGCACCGUCAGACGACUGAUUGAGCCUGAAUAUCAACUUGGAUAUAUUUUGACGCGCAAAGAAUUUGCUUUUUAAGGAACCGCGAGGAAAUCAUUUUUGUUUGCGCUUUUUGUUCCACCGCGCUUUGGGCAAAACUGGGUUGUGUUGCCAGAUCGUUCUCAAGUGCGCAGUGCUUUAUUGGGCGCCUGCUUCAUCUUCCAAGCGCUACUCGUGGAUUUACCCUCACCUUUGGACAAACUAGUGAAUUUAUUCGCCGCGGACUGAAGGAAUAACAACCUAUCAAGAACCAAAGUUUGGAUACAACAAAUGUAAUGAGCUUUAGAUUUUAACGACAGCUCGUUUUAAACCGUUUUGGAUGGGUGCUUGGUAUAUUCGCUGAUGGAUCCUACACCAUGGAUGGUUGCAUUUAGGAUUUUAGAUGCAUGCCAAGUCCACAGUGAAUGUCGGAAGUGGUGAUCACCCCAGAUGGAGCUCCAAGGUCAACAUGGCAACGGCGGCUCAUUAGUAGUGAUCCAGCAGCCUUCCCUGGAGGGCCGGCUGGACCGUUUGGACUACGAACGGGAGCUCCAACAUGCCGCCAUCCUCUCGCUCGACCAAAUCAAGGCCAUCCGCUCCAACAACGAGUACACAGAAGGGCCGUCGGUGGCUCGCAGGCCACCACCGCGCAUGGUGGUGGCGCCGCCGCGCUCAGAGAAGCAUGAGAGCACCCACGAGAUAAUACUCGUCAAUGUGAACAACAACUAUGAGCACCGUCAUCACGGUCACACGGGCACCUCCGUGUUGGGACAGCAUUACAAUGGACGGGUGCCCGGCCUAAGUCGCUCCACAAGCACGGGAAGUGCGGCCAGCUCGGGGAGCAACAGCAGUGCCUCCUCAGAGCAAGGCCUCCUGGUACGCUCCCCUCCAAGCCGGCUAGGCUCUGCCCACCACAACCACCACCACAGCAGCAAUAGCCACCGGCACCACCGGGUGGACACCAGGCCCGUACGGACUCAACCUAAGUCGCUAUCCCCGGCCUCCCAGCAGCAGCAACUGCUUCUGCAUCAGCUGGAGCCCCCUCUCAAGCCCUCCACCAAGGGCGGACUGGCUGCGCUAAGCGGACUGGGCCUGGGCAAUGGGCUGGCGGACUCGUCCAGCAGCCACCAGUUUAUAUGCGAAUGCUGCGGCAAGUGCAAGUGUACCGAGUGCACGGCGCCCCGGACUCUGCCCUCGUGCCUGGCGUGCAACGGCCAGUGCCUGUGCUCAGCCGACAGCGUGGUGGAGCACGGCACGUGCAUGUGCCUGGUGAAGGGCAUCUUCUACCACUGCUCCAAUGACGACGAGGGCUCGGACUCCUGCGCCGACCACCCCUGCUCGCUUUCGCGUUCCCACUGCUGCUCGCGCUUCCUCUGCAUGGGAUUAAUGUCCGUUCUCUUCCCCUGCCUGCUCUGCUACCCGCCGGUCAGGGGCUGCGUCAAGGCCUGCCAGGACUGCCAUGACCGGGUCAACCGGCCCGGCUGCCGUUGCAAGAACUCAAACACUGUCUAUUGCAAACUGGAGAGCUGGGACCCUAAGGCCCAGGAGAAGCCUUCCUGAUUCCUAAUGUCUCUAUCCCCGGAGAGGAGUUGCCCCCCCCUGCUCCGCCUGUGUGUGCUCGCUCUCUCUAUCUCUCCCAUGUGGUUCUGAUGAUGACAAUGAUGAUGAUUAUGAUAAUGAGAAAUAAUCAUUGCUAUCAAUGUUUAUCAAAACAAUUUGAGCACCUCCCACCCUUUUGCCCUGCUGAAUGUAGGGGGCGUCUGCUAUUGGAGUGAUGCGCAUGGAGUAUGAAAACCACUCUUCCUUUUUUUAUUUUCCUCCCUUGUUUCAACAGAACCAUUUCUUUCUUUCUACAAAAUCAGUGUUUGCCUUAACCGUUUCUGUUUUUUUUUUUGUCUUUUUGGCUACACAUUAACACUUGUUAUACAGAUAUUUUUUCUGUGAGCUAGGCAGAGUUUCCCCUGGUGCUUUAAGCCUCAAAAGCAUGUGGCCUCUUACCAAAUCUGUGAAGGACUAUCUAGCUAGACAAUAUGUAGCUGUUACCGGAACAUAGCAACCAUGAGUGUUUUCAGCAAUCAAUUGCUACCACAUUUUAAGGCUAUGGGUAACCUUGGUUCUUUUUUUGCAUUCAAAGGAGAGCUCAUUUAUGACAUAGUAUUUCUGUUGGAUGGUUCUCCCCCACUCCCCCAAGACUUUUACCAACUGUUCUGUGGCAUUCUUACCCUUCCCAUUUUGUUCUCAUUUUUUUGUAAAUUGUAUGUUCAGAUCCAUAAGAGAAAUUCUGGCUAUUUUUUAAAAAAAGAAAAAAAUGUCUGUUAAAACAUUUUUUGUUGUACAAAAUAUUUAUUAUGUGAAGCUCUAUUAUUUUAUGAUAUUUAUUGCAAAAGACAGUCUUAAACUUACUCAUGUCUGACUAUAACAAAAUAUCAAUACUUACUGAAAAAUUAAAGGGUGGCACAAAAGAUAAAAACUAUGUUAACUUUAAUGCAGAAAAAUAUAUUAAUUAAUGAAAAUUA
Engraulis encrasicolus (European anchovy) is the source of this 2631-nucleotide messenger RNA. RefSeq names its product sprouty homolog 1, antagonist of FGF signaling (Drosophila) (gene spry1). The record is from RefSeq and is a predicted model, not a curated record. The transcript has 2 exons. Gene Ontology annotation, cellular component: membrane; cytosol. NCBI's taxonomy places the organism in Eukaryota, Metazoa, Chordata, Actinopteri, Clupeiformes, Engraulidae. The coding region runs from base 566 to 1675 and encodes 369 amino acids. Gene Ontology annotation, biological process: negative regulation of Ras protein signal transduction; negative regulation of MAP kinase activity; multicellular organism development.